Molecule: messenger RNA, 16608 nt
Organism: Corvus hawaiiensis (hawaiian crow)
Lineage: Eukaryota; Metazoa; Chordata; Aves; Passeriformes; Corvidae
Gene: PKD1
Product: polycystin 1, transient receptor potential channel interacting
Exons: 46
Coding region: 46-13128 (4360 amino acids)
Biological process (GO): kidney development
Cellular component (GO): membrane
Molecular function (GO): protein binding
Source: RefSeq, a predicted model, not a curated record
GGGCGGCGGCGGCGCGCCGGGGCCAUGCCAUGCCCGUAGGGAGAGAUGCCUUUGGGAAAUGGAGACACUGGAGCACAGCGCAAACAUGGCGCCCCCGCGGCGCGGCUGCCGCUGCCGGGCUGGUGCCUGCUCUGCUCGCUGCUGUGCGGGGGGCUCGCCGCGACCCCGGCCCCCGCCUGCCGGCCCUGCGCCCCGGGCUGUGCCUGCGCCGCGCCCGCCUGCGCCGUCAACUGCUCGGGCCGCGGCAUGGAGCGCCCGGCGGCCGCCGUGCCCCCCGCCGCCACCGCGCUGGAUCUUUCCAAUAACAGGAUCAGUGGUUUAGAUGUUGAGCUAUUCAGAAGCCUGACUUCGCUGGCAAAGCUAGAUAUAAGCCACAACCAGAUUUCUACAUUAGAAGAUGGAAUAUUUGAUAAUUUAUUUAAUUUAAGUGAAAUAAACUUAAGUUGGAAUCCAUUUGUAUGUGACUGCAAACUGUCCUGGUUGCCCCGCUGGGUGGAAGACAGAAAAGUGAGAGUCCUUGAGGCGUUGGACACGAGAUGUGCCCACCCCCCCGAGGUGGCAAACCUGUCCCUCUUCGAUGUCGUGUUCCUCAAUGCCACCUGUGGAGCUCAGUACAUCACGUGUCUGACAGGCAACCACACUGAAGAAGCUGAGCUUGUCAUCCUCUUCACGUCUGUCCACUCUGGGAACCUCACCGAGGAGACCUGCAGUGCCCUCUGUUACUCUCAAGACCAGGAGUAUGGAGGUUUUGGCUCCCAGGGGCAGUGUUUGUGUGGAACUGCCCAUGAGACAAACUCUUCCUCCGGCUGUUUGCCAUUUUGCACUGAGCAUUUCUCUGGGCAGGGCUGUGGUGGCCCCUCACUUGUCCCCUCGCCCUUCCAGGCACAGCUGUCUGUGUCUUUCACAGGACUCCAGCCCCAGUACAGCCUGCACCAGCCCGUGCUCUUCAAUGUCAGUAUUCCCAUUGCCGUCAGCACUUUACUGUGGGAAUUUGGGGACCAGACAGAGGUUCUCAACACCACUGGACACACAGCUGUGCACACCUAUGCCUUACCCGGGCAGUACAAUGUCACUGCCACCAUCCUUGUGGGCUCCAGGAUCCUAUAUGAGCAGGCAGAAAUUGAGGUGGUGGCUUCACCCCAACAGCUGGAACUGCAAUGUCCUUCCUUGGUCAUGACAAACGAGAGCCUGGACAUCCGGAUCCGCAAUAGGGGCGGCACCGGGCUCGCGGUGCUGUACGGGAUCACUGCGGAGACUGGAGAGCUGGGCAGGGCAGUUCACCCCAUGUGCCCUGCUGAGGGCUUGGUUUUCCCGGGAAAUAACCACUGCUACCAGCUAGUGGUGGAGAAGGCAGAGUGGCUGGAGGCACAGCGGCACUGCCAGGAGCUUGGAAAUGGGGACCUGGCUUUUGUCAGCAGCCCUGACAUCCAGAGCUUCCUGGUUGCUCAUGUCAUCAGGAGCCUCGAUGUCUGGAUUGGAUUCAAUGAUUUUGCAAGCUCUGGAGCGCAGCAGAGAGGGGAAGGAUUUAAUCUGGAGAGCUGUCAGAACUGGCUGCCAGGAGAACCCCAUCCCUCCAACGCUGACCACUGCGUGCGGAUGGGCCCGACGGGCCAGUGCAACACGGACCUGUGCAUGGCCAAGCACAGCUACGUCUGCGAGUACAAGCCACAAGGAGUUCUCCUAAAUGCCGAAAACUUCUUUGAGGGAGACGCUGUGUUUGCCACACACGAGGCCGUGAGGAACGUGAGUGAAGCUGUGCCGGCAGCUCCAUGGCAGGCUGAGGAGGUGCUGGAGUUCCCGGAGCUGGUGUUCAGGCACCAGGGAUUCCUCACUGCCCUGGAGUUUGUGACACAGGAGCUGCACCAGCCUGUCCAAGUGAGGUUCCGGCUGCACAGACCGAUGGAUGGGGAAGACUACCAGGAGGAAAACAAUGCUACAGAACCAUUCCCCAGCGCUCAGGAUGACGGGAACUGGACCCUGCUGGAAUGUCCUCCUGGUUUCCAGUGGUGUCCUUUGACGAAUUUGUGCUCAUCCCACAACAACUGCUGCAAUGGGACUGAGUGUGCUAACAGUUCCUUUGGCAGCAGCCCUGCCCCUGGGUCCCUGCAGCCCAACGACAGCCAGCCCAGCUAUGAACUCCUCAAGGAAUUCCUCUUUACAGUACCAGCUGGCCCCUCUUCCCAGUAUCAGGUCACAUUCAGAAAAGAAAACAUCUUUGUCAGGGCUGGGGAUGUUUUCAGUAUCCAGCACAAUGCAAGCUCGGGGUCGUUCCUCCAGUGCCACCCCAGUGCCACCUCCGUGUACAGAAGGAACUCCUCCGAGUGGGCACCGGGCCCGUCCGAUGGCUCCGUGGAUCCCCCCAGGACAAACAGCACCGUGUGCUCUGUCUGGGUGCGCUACGCCGAGGAGCAGCUGGUGCCAGUGCUCAGCCCCCACAACACAGGGCUGGAGCACCCCGGUCACUACACGGUCCGAGCCAGCGUGGACAACGGGGUCUUCAGUGCCAACCUCUCCUGCAGCUUCCGGGUGGCCUCCCGGGUGUCCGGCCUGCGCGUCAUCCACCCCGCCCCCCAGGGCUCCAGGGUGUACCUGCCCACCAACCACACCAUGCUUGUGGUCAAGCUGUCCUCGGGGGUCAACGCCACUGCCAGCUGGCUGGGGGACAACCGCACUGUGCCCUUCGUGGCGACCUGUCCGGCGGCCGUGGCCCUGCUGUGUGCCAGGGAGACCAACGACACCUGGUUUGCUGUGGUGCAGCUGGGUGGCCUCGGGGAGGGCGUCAGCACCCACGUGCUCGUUGCGGAGAACGCGGUGAGCUCCCAGAACAUCACGGUCACGGUGAAGGUGGAGGAGCCCAUCCGCGGGCUGAGGGCCACCCCCGACCCCGAGAGCAGAGUGCUGGUGAACACACGGGUGAGCUACAUCCCUGUGAUGGAGGCUGGGUCAGAUGUGACUUUCCGAUGGACAGUAGAUGAUAAGCCAUCUUUCACUUUUUACAAUGUUGUCUUCAACGUUAUCUACCAAAGCCCAGCUGUGUACAAGCUUUCGCUCACCGCCUCCAACCACGUCAGCAACUUCACAGUCAACUACAACGUGACGGUGGAGAUGAUGAACAGGAUGAAGAACCUGAGCGUGGUGGGCAUCCUGCCAGUGCUGCCCCAGAACAGCAGCGUGGAGCUCAGCGCCAGGGUUCACGUGGACUCGUCUGUGGAGGCUCUGUUCCUGUGGGAUUUUGGAGAUGGUGUCCAGGAGACAUAUCUGUUCAAACCUCCCUACAACAAGUCUUUCCUUGUUCCUGAUCCCAAUGUCCAUGAGGUUGUCAUUGAGCACAACGUUUCACACAUCUACCAAGACCCAGGAGAAUAUGCCCUGAUGGUUGUUGUGUCCAACCAGUACGAGAACCUCACCCACCUGAGCCCAGUUCACGUCCACAGUUACCUGAUCGAUGUGAAGGUGGAGGCAGAGGAGGAUGUUUUGGUUGUGGGCCGGCUGGUCACCUUCCGAGCCACUCCUCUGCCGUCCCCGUAUGGCGUCGUGUACACGUGGGACUUCGGGGACGGGUCCUCCCUGCUCACGGAGAUCCAGCCCACCGUGACCUACAGCUACCCCCGCAGAGGGGUGUACAACGUCACCGUGACAGCCAACAACACCGUGAGCAGCGUGGAGACCGUGGAGUGCUACCAGGUGUUUGAGGAGAUAACGGGGCUCCGCGUUUCCGCGGACGAGGCCACAGAGCUGGGAGCAGCCGUCACCAUUAACGCUUCUGUGCAGACUGGGGACAGCAUCACCUGGACAUUUGACAUGGGGGACGGGACAGUGCUGAGGAGUCAGGUGCCAGUGGUGGAACACGUGUACAUAAAGGACAUCAACUGCACCGUGAACGUGACAGCUGUGAAUCCUGUGAACUCUGUCUCCCAGGCGGUUCCUGUCCGGAUAUUUGUCCUGGAAGUACUCAGAAUAGAGCCCACUUCUUGCAUCCUGGAGCACCCAGAUGUGCAGCUCACUGCCUACGUGACAGGGAAUCCUGAGGAGUACGUCUUUGACUGGACUUUUGGAGAUGGCUCGUCCAAUGUCACAGUCAGUGGGGACCCUGUGGUGAUGCACAACUUCACCCGGAGCGGGACGUUCCCGCUGUCCCUGACCCUCUCCAGCAGCUUUAACAAGGCUCACUAUUUCACCAGUGUCUGUGUGGAGCCGGAGAUCCUCAAUGUCACCCUCCUGCCUUCCAAGCACUUCGUGAGGCUCGGGGAAGAGACCACCUUCCAGGUCAGUGCCGUGCCUCCCUACCAGUACCGCUACCGCUGGAAUUUCGGCAACAACGAAUCCACCAGGUCAAGUGGGACUGAAGUGACCUACACCUACAAGAACACAGGGGUCUUCCUGGUCACGGUGACCGUCUCCAACAAUGUCUCUUUCAACAAUGACACGGCAUUUGUGGAGGUCCAGGAGCCAGUUGGGGUUGCAAAGAUUGAAUAUAACGGGACAGAUGUUCUGGAGGUGAACCAGAUCUACCUGUUCUCUGCCAGCAUGAAUGGAACCAAAGUGAGUUACUGCUGGGACUUUGGGGAUGGCACUGUCCAGCCUGGGCAAGUGGCCACCCACUCCUACAACAGCACAGGCCACUACAGCGUUACAGUGAUGGGGCAGAACGAUGUGAGCUCCAACGAGACUGCCAUCGACAUCACCGUGAAACGGCGUCUCUUUGGCCUGACCGUCAAUGCCAGCAGGACAGUGGUGCCAUUGAAUGGCUCCGUGAGCUUUGUAGCCACGCUGGUGGCUGGCACAGCCAUCCGCUACUCGUGGAUCCUCUGCGAUCGCUGCACUCCUAUCCAAGGCUCCUCCACCAUUUCCUACACCUUCCGCUCCGUGGGCACAUUCAACGUCAUUGUGACGGCAGAGAACAAGAUCAGCUCGCUGCAGGACAGCAUCUACGUCUAUGUCCUGGAGCAGAUUGAGGGCCUGCAGGUGGCCAGCAGUGACCUGGUGGAGGACAUGUAUUUCCCAACUAACAAAACACUCCAUUUGCAGGCCGUGGUGAGAGAGGGCACAAACAUCUCCUACGGCUGGGUGGUCCAACGGGAUGGCAAUGCUGUGCAGACCUUCACUGGGAAAACCUUCCCCCUGAGCAUCCUGGAAGCUGGGAACUACACUGUCUACCUGAAGGCCACCAACAUGCUGGGCUGUGCCACUGCUAACAGGACACUGGAGUUCAUUGAAAGCCUUGGUGUCCUAAAGCCCUUCGCCUUCCCCAACCCAGCUGCUAUUAAUGCCUCUGUGAACAUAAGUACCACCAUAACCAGUGGCACUGGCAUCACGUAUGUGUGGUACCUGGAGGACGGCUCCUCUCCUGUCACCUCUGAACCCUUUAUUAUACACUCCUUCCAAAGCCCUGGAAUGAUUGAGGUCAUCGUUGGAGCAGAAAACAAGCUGAAUUCAACCAAUGCCACAGUUUCUGUCUGUGUGGAGGAGGUCAUCGAGGGGCUGAGUAUAGGGACAGCAGAGCUGGACUGUAGGUAUGUCUCCUCAGGCUCCACAGUGGUCUUUGAGGGGGAGCUGCAGAGGGGGACUGAAGUGACGUGGCUGUGGGAGGUGCCAAAUGGUACAUUGAGUGGCCAGUCCGUGGCAGUCACGUUCCCCACGGCAGGGUUGUACACGGUCCAUCUGAACGCAUCCAACGACAUAAGCUGGGCUCUGGCCAGCAGGAACAUCUCGGUGCUGGACAGGAUUCAAGGUCUGGAAGUCGUCGCCAGCAAGAAGGUGUUGGAGCCAGGGGAACAGGUCACGUUUGAGAUCAGGAUGCUGUCAGGUACCUCUGUGAGUUACCUGGUGAGCAUUAGUGGGGACUACUCCGUGGUGCUCAACAGCUCCAGGUACACCCAUGAGUUCACCAAGAGCGGUGAUUAUCUGGUGACUGUGACUGUGCAGAACCAGAUCAGCAUUGCCCACGCCCAGGUGCUCAUCUCUGUCCUGGAGCCCAUCCAGGACAUCAGGCUCCUGAACUGCUGCGAGGAGGGCAUUCCCACGGGCACAGAGAAGAGCUUCAGUGCCCGCGUGGGGAGCGGCUCCCGUGUGUCCUUCUCCUGGCAGUUCUGCCUGUGGAAAGAGCGAGGCCGGUCCGUGGUUGCUGCAUCAGGGGAGAGCGUUUCCUACACUCCAGAAGCUGCAGGGCUGCUGGAGAUCCACCUCAUUGCCUUCAAUGACUUGGGAAGGAUCAACAUCACCAGAACCAUCCAGGUGCAAGACCCCAUAGUCCAGGUGUCCCUCAGUGCCACCAAUGCCUUUGUCAACAGGACGGCCCUGUUUGAAGCCACAGUGGUGCCCAGCAGCAGGAGCGUUGAGUUCUUGUGGAGCUUUGGGGAUGGCUCUUCCACUCAAACCACCAGGGUUGCAGUGGCCAACUAUUCUUACCUGAGCCCCGGGGAUUACCUGGUGGAGGUGAAUGCCACCAAUCUAAUCAGCUUCUUCAUAGCCCAGCUCACGGUCACCGUCAAAGUCCUGGAGUGCGAGGAGCCUGAGGUGGAGUUGGCCCUGCCACCGCAGGUGGUUAUGAAGAGAUCCCAGAGGAACUAUCUGGAGGCACAGAUUGACCUCCGAGGGUGCAUCAAGUACCAGACAGAGCACCUGUGGGAGAUCUACCGAGCACCCAGCUGCAUGAACUUGGAUGACUCUAGCAGGAUCCGGCUGCCGAAUGUCGACGUGAACAGGCCCCAGCUGGUUAUCCCGAAGCUUGGCCUGGAAGUUGGGAACUAUUGCUUCAUGUUUAUUGUCUCCUUUGGAGACACCCCGCUGUCCAAAAGCAUCUUUGCCAAUGUGACUGUGAUCCCGAGUAAGCUGGUCCCAAUCAUUGACGGGGGGUCAUACCGUGUAUGGUCCAACACUCAGGACUUAAUCUUGGAUGGGGAGAAAUCCUAUGACCCAAACUUGGAUGACGGGGAGCAGACCCCGUUGUUAUACGAGUGGUCCUGCACAUCCUCCUCCAAGCAGAGCUCGGCUGCAGGGUGCUCUCUGAAUUUCAGUGCCAAGGAAGGAAUUGUCACAAUAUCCAAAGCUCUAUUAGAAGCAGAUGUGGAGUACACGUUCGACCUCACCGUCAGGAAGGAGGGGAUGAGUCCCGAGGCCACCAACCAAACCGUAUUCAUCAAGAGGGGAGGAGUCCCUAUCGUGUCCCUGGAGUGUGUUUCCUGCAAGGCUCAGUCUGUUUACGAGGUCAGCAAGAGCUCCUACGUGUACCUGGAGGGCACCUGCCAGAACUGUCACAAUGACUCCAAGCUUGGGAGGUGGGCAGCUCACAGCUUUAAGAACAAGUCCCUCAUCCUGGACAAAACAACCACGUCCACUGGCGACACGGGGAUGAACCUGGUCCUGAGGCAAGGAGCCCUGAGAGAUGGCGAGGGAUACACCUUCACUCUGCACAUCACAGACCUCACCACGGGGGAGGAAGGCUUCGCCUCCAUCGACCUGCUGCCCAACCAACCCCCUGUGGGGGGGUCCUGCCGCCUGUCCCCCAAGGGACCCCUCAGGGCGCUGGUGACAAAGGUGCACUUUGAGUGUGCAGGCUGGCGGGACACAGAGGACGCCGAGGGGCCGCUGGUGUACAUCCUGCUGGCCUCGCGCCACCGCCCCGGCCACUUCCACGAGUUCUGCGUGUACAAGGGCAGCCGGGCCGAGCACGGCGCCUUCCUGCCCCCCGGCUUCCACGAGAGCGGCUUCCAGGUGUCCGUGGCCGUGCUGGUGCAGGACCAGCUGGGAGCCACCGUGGUGGCUGUGAACCGCUCCAUUGAAAUUGGCCUCCCCGAGGGGUUCCCCAGCCUCUCCCACUGGCUCUACAAUCAGACUGACAGUGUGCUCCAGGGAUUGGUGAAACAAGGGGACCCUCAGCAGGUCAUUGAGUACUCUCUGGCCCUCAUCACCAUCUUGAAUGAGUAUGAGCGAUCCAUGCUGCUGGAACCUGAGGCUGGGCAUGAAUUUGAGCUCCGGACCUGGACUCGCAACAACAUCACAGAGACCCUGAACUCCCUGAAGGUGAACACGGUGGAUGACAUCCAGCAGAUCUCGGCCGCCCUGGCGCAGUGCACGGUGGUGAGCAAGGAGUUGGUGUGCAAAUCAUGCCUGACAAGGACCCUGAACAAGCUGGAGACCAUGAUGACCAUUCUGCAAGGGGAGACCACCCAGGGCACGGUGACACCAACUGGCAUUGCUGACAACAUCCUCAACAUCACAGGUGACCUAAUCCACCUUGUCAAUACAAUUUCACAAGAAUCCAAGCCCCAGGAGCUGCUUGCUGAUUCCCACAAUUUGCUGCUGGCUCCCAAAGCCUACAACCUGUCUUCCAGCCUGAUGCGAAUCCUCAUGAAAUCUCGGGUGCUGAACGAAGAGCCCCUUGAGCUGGUGGGAGGAGAAAUUAAGGCCACAGGCAAGAGGUCUGACCCCUUUAACUUGCUUUGCUACGAAAACACACCAAACUGCCAGUUCUCCAUCCCCCAGGCCUUCAACUCCACUCUCUCCAACCUGACGGAUGUCAUCCAAGUCAUGUUCCAAGUGGACUCCAAUCCCUUCCCUUUUGGGUACAUCAGCAACUACACCGUGUCCACCAAGGUCGCCUCCAUGGAGUUCCAGACACACAACGGGGUGCAGAUCCCCAUCGGGAGCCUGGACUCUGAAAAAGCCAUCACUGUGAUGGUCUCAAACAACACAGACCCCAAAAAUCUCGUGGCUGGCACGAAAGUCAUCGAGGCAAGAACGUCCGUGAACCUGAUUGUGAUCAUGGAGAGCAACAACAGGGAAGCAGGACUGCACUUCCAGCUCACCUACAGAGUCCUCAAUGAGCAUUACCUGGCCAGUGAGCCCGAGCCCUUCAUCAUGGCCUAUCUCCAUCACGAGCCCCAGCCCAAUGAGCACAACUGCUCUGCCUCCAAGAGAAUCAGCCUGGAUGCCCUGGCUGGAAGUGACCACAAGCUCUACACCUUCUUCACCUCACCCAGAACGGACGAUCCUAACCAGAAGUACUACCUGAACAUCACCAACCACUUCAGCUGGUCGCCAGUGGAGGUGACCCUGGGGCUGUACACAUCCCUGUGCCAGUACUUCAGCGAGCAGGAGAAGCGCUGGAAGACGGAGGGAAUUGUCCCCCUGGAGGAGACCAGGCCAGACCAGGCUGUGUGCUUGACCCAGCACCUCACAGCCUUUGGGGCCAGCCUCUUUGUGCCCCCAAACUCUGUCCAGUUCAUCUUUCCUGCUCCAGGCCCAGGGCUGAACUACAUCGUGCUGCUGACAUGUGCCGUGUGCUUUGUCACCUACUCGGUGGCUGCGCUGAUCGUGCACAAGCUGGACAUGAUCGACAUGAACCGCGUGGGGGUGAUUCCCUUCUGCGGGAAGAACGGGAUGUACAAAUACGAGAUCCUGGUGAAAACGGGCUGGGGCAGAGGGUCAGGUACCACGGCCCACGUGGGCAUCGCCCUGUAUGGGGUGGACAAUAAAAGUGGCCACAGACACCUGGAUGGGGACAACGCCUUCCACCGCAACAGCCUGGACGUGUUCCAGAUCGCCACGGAGCGGAGCCUGGGCAGCAUCUGGCGCAUCCGCAUCUGGCACGACAACAAAGGACUGAGCCCCUCGUGGUACCUGCAGCACGUCAUUGUGCGGGACCUGCAGAGCAGCAAGAGCUAUUUCUUCCUGGUGAAUGACUGGCUGUCAGUGGAGAGCGAGGACAACGAUGGCCUGGUGGAGAGGGAGGUGUUUGCUGCCAGUGAGAGUGAGCUGAGGAGCUUCUGGCGGAUCUUCGUGGCGGAGCUGCAGCGCGGGUUCUUCGAGAAGCACGUGUGGCUGUCCCUGUGGGACCGCCCACCCCGCUCCCGCUUCACCCGCGUCCAGAGGGCCACCUGCUGCUGCCUCCUCAUCUUCCUCUUCCUCUGCGCCAACGCCGUGUGGUACGGCGUGGUGAGCAACGUCCACCUCAGCAAUGUGGCUGUUUCCAGCCUGAUCCCUGUCAGUGUGGACACGGUGGCUGUUGGCCUGGUGUCCAGCGUGGUGGUUUACCCUCUCUACCUGGUCAUUUUAUUUCUCUUCCGGAUGGCUCGUGGCAAGGUCUCCAUCAGCCACACAGUGACUCACUCAGACCAGCAGUCCCUGGAGAUCGAUAACUACCUGGACUCCUCAGUCCUUGACAGCUCCUUCCCCACCUUCCCCGGGCUCCAGGCAGAGGCCUUCUCUGAGCAAACCAAAACAGAUCUCUUCCUGGAGGACUCCAAGAGCCUGGUGCGGUGGCCCUCCAGCGAGGCCCUGCUCAGCUGGCCAGACCUGCUGAGUGACCCCUCCAUCAUGGGCAACACCAUCCAGAAGCUGAAGAGAGGCCGGGCCAGCCGCCACCUGGGGCUUGAGGCCCCACUGGCCACUGAGGAGGACACUUUGUCCCUUGGGAUUCACCAGGGGCAGCCCCGGUACUUCUCGGCCUCAGAUGAGGAUCUGAUCCGGCAGAUCCUGGCGGAUGGAGCCAGUGGCAUCUCCCACUCCCAGGACCUGGGGCCGUACAUGAGGGCAGAAACAGAUCUGAUCUCAGGCCUGUCCAGCGUGUUCGGGGAGAAGGUGGAGACUGUCAUGAUGCAGAGGCUGAACGACAAAGGGCAGAGCGUGGCCCCUCCUCCCAGGGAAGUGAGCAGAUCAGCCAAGUCCACCUGGACAGUUGCAGACCAGACAUUCAGGAAGCGCCUGCUCCCGCCCUGGUGCUCCCUCCUGGCUCACGGCAUCAGCCUCCUGCUCUUCGCCACCUCCGCCGGCGUCUCCGUGUGGAUCGGGGUGGGCUUCUCCUCCAGCGUGGCCCUCAUGUGGCUCAUCUCAGGGAUAUUCAGCUUUCUGGCUUCGUUCCUGGUCUGGGAGCCUCUGAAGGUGCUGCUGGAAGCCCUCUAUUUCUCCCUGGUUGCCAAGAGGCUGCACCCGGAGGAGGACGACACGUUGGUGGAGCAGCCCUGCGUGGAACACGUGUCCGAGAGGAUCAGCAAAGUCCGGCCCCCACAAGGAUUUGCCCUCUUCCAGGCCAAGGAGGAGGCCAGGAAGGUCAAACUGCUGCACAGGAUGCUCAAGAAUUUCCUCAUCUACAUGAUGUUCUUGCUGGUGGUCCUGCUCACCAACUACGGCGACGCCUCCCGCACCAGCCGGGCCUUCCUCCUGCAGAGCUCCGUCAAACAGCAGCUGGGAAGCAACGACUUCCUGCUCAUCAAGAGGUCGGAUCAGUUCUGGGUGUGGAUGUCUCAGGUGUUCCUGCCUUACCUGUACAACAAUGGCUCUGGCCAGGAGAGCCACAGCACCACGCUGGGGACAGCCCGGCUGCGCCAGCUCCGGCUGCGGGGAGCUGAGUGCCAGCAGAGUGCCCAGGAUAUCCUGCAGGGCUUGGGCAGUGCCCAGAGGAGCUGCACUGACCAGCACAUCUUUGCCACUGCUGACUAUGGAGUGGGCUGGGAGAGCACGGCUGGAAAUGGGACGGCAGCGUGGGUACACUCAGCACCCGACCUAGCGGGGAUCUGGUACUGGGGCUACAUCUCCUUCUAUGACAGCAGCGGCUACGUGCAGGAGCUGGGUCCUUCCCUGGAGGAGAGCCGGGCUCAGCUGGAAUUCUUGCAGCAGCACACGUGGAUCGACAACAUGAGCCGGGCAGUGUUCGUGGAGCUGCUGCAGUACAACCCCAGCGUGGACCUGCACGUGGCCGUCACCCUGCGCCUGGAGUUCCCUGGGGCCGGCCAGGCCAUUGCCGCGGUCACCAUCAGCCCCUUCCCCCUGCUGAGGCUCAGUGGGGGGGUCACCCUGCAGCUCCUCAUGAUGGUUUUCCUCAUGCUGUUUGUGGUUUACUUCGUGGUGUCGGAGUCUCUGGCCAUCAAAAAGGAAGGCAGAGCCUACUUCACCCUGUGGGGCAACUAUGGCCAGUGGGUUUUUAUCCUGCUCACCACAUGCACGGUGCUGGUGCACCUCAGUCAGGCCACCCUGGCUGACCAGCAGUGGCUCAGGUACCUCAGCAACCGCAGGGGCUUCACCAACUUCUACCAGGUGGCCUUCCUGAGCUCCGUCUUCAGCAGCCUGGCCGCAUCCCUCCUCUUCCUCCUGACCGUGCAGGCUGCCCAGCAGCUGCGCUUCGUCCGACAAUGGUCAGUGUUUGGGAAGACCUUCCAGAAGUCCAUGAAGGAGCUGAUGGCUGCAGGGGUGGCCUUUGCCCUCCUCCUCCUGGCCUAUGCCCAGCUCGGCUUCCUGCUCUUCUCCUCCUCCUCCGAGUCCUUCCGCAGUGUGGGCAGCAGCCUCCUGCUGCUGCUGACCCUUCUGCGGGGCAGCGCCAGCCUCUGGCCCUGCCUGCCCGAGGCCUCAGGGCUCUAUUGCCUCUUCUGCACCACCUACAUUGUGCUGGAGGUGUGGAUUGUGCUGCGGCUGCUCGCGGUGGUGCUGAUCCACAGCUACCGCGACAUGCACUCCGAGCUCUACCGCCCCGCCUUCGAGCCCCAGGACUACGAGAUGGUCGAGCUGUUCGUGCGCAGGCUCAAGAUGUGGAUGGGCUUCAGCAAAGCCAAGGAGUUCCGGCACAAGGUGAGGUUUGAAGGGAUGGAGCCGCUGCCCUCCCGAGACUCCAGCGACUCCAAGUCCUUCCGGGGCCCCACUCCCAGCGCUGCCUCCGACAGCUCCAGGGCCUCCACGUCCUCCAGCCAGCUGGACGGGCUGAGUCUCGUGCUGAGCACCCGCGACAGCCUGGAAGUGGACGCUGACAUCCAGCGCCUCCUCUCCCUCUUCGAGAUGCUGCUGGCGCAGUUCGACCGCGUCAAUCAGGUGACGGAGGACGUGUCCCGCAUCGAGCACCUGCUCGAGUUCUCCCGCAGCCGCCGCGCCCGCAGGAGGCACCGCGGGCCCGAGGGGGGCCCGGGCCAGGGCUGCUCGGGCGGCUCGGAGCAGGGCCCGUCCCCGGAGCUGUCGGACACGGACGCGCUGUCCCCGCGCUGUGCCGGGGCCGUGCCGGGCGGCCGGGGCGCGGUGCCCGGCCGGCUGCUGCGGGCCAGCCGGGGCGUCAGCGCGGCCGCAGGGUCACCGGGCAAGCCCUGUGCCGCCAGGAGGAAACGGCCCCUGCGGGCCAAGAACCGGGUGCACCCCACGGUCAAGUAACGGGGGUGCAGGAGCGAUGCCCUGGCAGGGCUUUGCCGGGGGCGGGCUGUGCCCGCCCGGAGCUGCCGCGGCGGCUGGGCCGGCCGGGCACCGGGGCUCUCCCGCCACGCCGCUGGCACGGCCACCGGCCUUCCAGAACCGGCCCCACGGGAGCAUUCCAGUGUUAAAGAUGGAAGGGGAGAAGGCCGAGCCUUUCCCCAGGGGAUGAGCAGGUGCAGGAGAUCCCUGCUGGCUCACAGGGAGCAGCUGUGGGUUGUUUUAUGGCCCCGGCUGCAACCGGCCACAGGUGGGGACUGGGUGGGUGCAGGGGGAUGGGACAAGGCUCCCCCCCUUCCCUGCUGGCUGUGCCGGAUGGGAAAGGGAGAGGAGAGCCCCAGGCCUCAAAGGUUUGAACCAAGUCUUGGAUUUUUGUUGACCAGACGCACUGUGGAGGAAAGCGACAGCUUUCAAGAAGGUAUUUAAUCCACCUUGUUUUUUAAGCAUAAAUAGAUAUAUAGGGAAAUGCUAUCUACACCCAGAGCAGUUAAUUUCCAGUAUUGGCUACUUUUAUCCUCCAGAAAUUGGUACUAUUAUUUGUAUUUAAAGAAAUCCAAUAUUUAAAACAAAGGACAUUGCAGCGAGCUGGGGACAAGAGACCCCUGGGCUGCCUCAGCCACCUCUGAGCAUGGGGUUCCCAAACUCCCAGCAUGGGAUUCCCGACUCCCAGUGUGGGGUUCCCAACGUGCUGGUGUCACUGCGGUCCCCACCUGCCCUGUCCCCCCGCCGUGGCCCCGGGGUGCAGGCGCCGCUGGCUGCUUGGCUUCUCUAACCCAAGGAAUGUAUUGCUCUAAGUAUAUGUAUUUUUUUGGUUUACUUGUUCCUAUGUACUGCCCAGCACUUUAAACAAGGCUUUCCUCGGCUACCAGUGACACGUGCGAGCUAAGAAUGGGAUAAUAUAUCACAAAAGCAGUAUUUUGUUUGUUUAAAUCAUAAACUGAAAUGGACAGGGAGGAGGGGAGCGCAGCCCCAGCUCAGGCAGCUGUGCCAGCACCUUCCCUGAGCACAAAGGAGGCAGGUGAAGCCCUGAGGGAGCUUUUUUUGGGGGCCCUCCAGCCUUGCCAGCUGGGAUUCACCAUGUGCUGGCCUACAGCUGCUGGGCUACAGCUGGCCUGUGCCAUGGGGCCCCCCAGAUCACAGCCUGGGGGUGCCUGAAGCCCUCUCCAGGGGCUGCCUUCCCCUCCUCAGCCCCAUUUCACCUUAUGGCUAUUGUAAGUAAUUUAUACGGGGUUUGUUUGGUUUUUAAAUGUAUAUAUUUUUGUAUGUUUGCUAUAUUUUCAUAGCAUCGGUACCGUGUUUGAAACAUGUAGAUAGGAGACAGAACACUAUUGUCAGAGUUAUUUAAAGGAUGUAUUAAGUGCUUCUUCCUGGGAAUGUCCCAUGUAUAUAAGGAUUGGGUGUCUGUGUGUGUGUGUGGUGUGUGUGCUCUCCUAGGCUGGCUCGGGGCAGUGGCCACAGGUGGAUGGGGAAAAGCCCCCAGUCGGCCCCUCUGUGUGUUCCAGAACCUGCUCCAUGCUUUGGACAGGUGAGAAGGGUGGGAGGGAAGGCUGAGAGGGGCAGAGCUGCAGGGCAGGAGCCUCAGGUUCAGCUGCCUCUGGUGCUGGUGGGCCAGGAAGCACCUUCCCAGGACAGGGGAGACUUCUCCAGGCAGAGAGAGGGGGCUCCUAAAACACUUCCAUUGUUCCAUCCCCUCCUGAACCUCCCCUCCAGCCCCCAGCUGUGUUGGAUAUUUGUGAAGGUUUCAUUCCAGCAUCCAUGUGCUUUCUUGGCCAUGUGUGUCAGGGUGACUGCAGGGGAAACAGGGUGCUCGGGGAUGCCUUUGGGACAGGUCUAAGUUACCUUUGGAAAACUCAGGUGCUGUUCAGGACAGACGUUGUGGAAAGGUUGUGGAGGGAUGAGGGCAGGAGGAGACAAGUGAGGUGGUGCUUGGUCGGCAUGGAGGUGUUGGAGCAGCAGAGGGCACAGAGAAGUGGAGUGCAGAGGGGAGAAAUCCAAUACUGGUAACCAGGACAGGUUGGUAGUGGCAGAAGGGCAGGUGGGAGAGGGCAGUGAAGGGCCCAGAGGGCAGGAGUGGGACAGGGAGGGGCCUAGAGGGUGCCUGGAGCAGGCAGAACCAGCAGCUGGAGGCUGAGCCCAGGUGCUGGUCAGCUUUGUGCUCUGUGCUCAGAAAAAAUCCCUGGUUUUCAAGUCAGAGAAAACUAUUUGCCUUGGAUUUUUUGUUCCUUUGACUUCCCAGGCAGCACAGCACCAGGCUCAGCUUGGCAUAUGCCUGUGACUCCUUUUUGGUGACAGGGACAGUGCCAGUGCCAUGUCCCCAAACCCCCAAGGCAGUAGAGGAGCAGUGGGGAGGUGUCCCAGAGACCUGGGAUGUCCCCAGGGCCCAGGGCUGGAGUCCCUCCAGCUCCAAAGCUCCUUUGCCCUGCACACCUGCCCUGGCACAGCCCCUGGCACCUGUGUGGAGCACCAGGGCUGUAGAUCCAACCCCUCCGAGGGCCUUGUGGGAAUUUUCAGUGAUUGAAAUGUCCCAAAUUAACCAAGCAGGUCUUGGAAAUCUCUUGAAGAGCCAAAAAGUUAAGUUCUGAUGCAGGGGUCAGUUCUCAGCUUGAGUAUCCCCAUUAGAAGAAGUUGGGAGUAGGAGGGAAGUGUGGGAAGGAGACGGAGGCAGGAGGGGGCAGCAGGGCCCCAAAUACUUGGAGCAGCCACCCCUAAGCUAAGGGGCAGCUGGAACAAAGAUGCUCCCCAAACCCAUCAGGAUUUUUGUUCCCAAGUGCCUGUUCCUUGCCCUGCCUGUGUGUGUGAGUGUGACUCGGUGCGUGUGACUUUACCAAGUGCUCCUUCUGAUCGGAGAGGAGCAGAAAUGGGAUCAGACAACUGCCCUACUUCUGGCCUUCCCUGAAGUAUGGAGAGCAGCUCUGCCCCCCACAGUUCCUUGAAAAGCCCAGCCCUGGGUGGUGGGCAGCACCCACAGCUUCCAGCACUCACAGUUCUCAGUGCAGCAGUUCCUGUGCCAGCUCCAGCAGCAUCCCAGGGUCCCCUCCAUGUCCCAGCUAAGGCUCCUCUGCAGCCAGAGGCAUUUAGUCAUGGAGUUACACCCUCACAGCAAUAAACUUGACUCAAAGCCCAUAAAUCCCCCUGAAUGUAUAUUUUUGUGUCUGUAGUCACCGAGAGAUGGUGUCUUAUUUAUUGCCUUGAAUCUCACAAUGAUGCAUCAGGAUCAAGCUGCUUAAAUGAAAAAUGAAACCCCCAUCCAUUUAUUCCAAGGGAGAGGGAGGGACUUCUGUAAGUGCCUUAUUUUUUUUUUUUUUCAAAGAACAACGAUUAUGACCAAAAUGCCAAUGGUUCCUGUCUGGUCAGCAUUUCACUGCAAACAAAAAUGGUGUAUUUUUUAACUGUGGGGAUGUUUCUUACAAACUGACAAAGUCAAAUAAACACUGACUGCUAAAA